Messenger RNA from Bombyx mandarina (wild silkworm), 726 nucleotides. RefSeq lists its product as uncharacterized. The record is from RefSeq and is a predicted model, not a curated record. NCBI's taxonomy places the organism in Eukaryota, Metazoa, Arthropoda, Insecta, Lepidoptera, Bombycidae.
AUGUUAUACUUAACUAUAUUUUUUGGUAUUAUCAGUAUAGCCAUAGACACAGCAGAGACAGCAGUUUUAGAAGUUGAAAACAAGAACAUUACUGAAAAUGGAAGCAUCGAUCUGCUUAGAGCGGCAGUGCUUAAAAGCAUUUUUCAGCAUAAUGGCACAGUCAUUUUAAGAGGUCGACAAAAUGUAAACGGGAGUUUAAGCGAUUCACGACGUUGUUCCUGUGUUCUGGGUGUUUGCAAAUGUUGUACUGGGUACAUAAUGGAUUUAUUGAAUCAAAAAGCAUGUAUGAAAGUGACAUAUCAUCCUGGAGACUUCGCGUUUGAUGUUGCUAUGUCAAUGAAUAAUAGGAUUCUGUAUGAAAAUUCUUUGUCAGGCAAAAAUCCAAAACCUAUUUGCAUUCAUCCUCCGAGGCUAACAAAUUUGAGAGUGUGUGCAAAAUUUUACAACGUUUUCUUCCCCGGAAGAAACUUUCACUUUUGUCUAGCGAUGACAGGACAAUGGAGGUCGGUCGAGCUCUUUAACAUGGCGUUUGAUUGCUUGAGAAUGGGUGCAAACGGUUUAGCUAUGGUAAAGCCUGAUGAAAAUGGAGGCAUACCUAUACCAGAUCCUCAUGGAGGUGUAGACGCCGUCAUUGACGCAGGAGAAGAUAACAUCGAAGAAUACGACGAUAAUGUAGUACGAUCGCUCUUAGACGAUUUAUUUGAUGAUGAUGACGAUGAACGCUAA